AUGGAAGAAGUCCCGCAAGAAAAAGCACAAUAUGUCCUGGACAAGCCGCUGAAAGACGGGCUGGCGAUUGUCCGUCGCGUUGCCGACGGCCAGGUCUUCCUCUCCUACGAGUUCGACAUCGACAAGCGGCCAGAGCUGGGUGACCUGCACACCCUGUACGAUCGAGGCGCAUACGCCUCAGCCGCCGAGGUGCUCAACCAUGAGAACCUCAUCGGCUUGACUGGUCCGAUCCGAACCUUCCCCUAUCAGGGAUGGGGCAGCAAGAACGACGCCCAGCAUUACAUCCUCUGGGACUGGUGCGAUGCAGGCACGCUCGACAACAUCCUCCGCGAGCCCCCUUUCUCCCCAACCCUCGAGGGCUUCCUGCCCGAGUCGCUGGUCUGGCACGUUGCGAACAGCAUGCUGAAGGCCUUGAUGUGGCUGCAUGAGGGCUGGAGGGUUAGGUAUGAUCCCUUCAAAGGGUUCAAAAGGGAGGUGUACCGGAUGGACGAGGACUGGAUGCCCAUCUUCCACCGCGACAUCGAGCCCCGAAACAUCUAUUUCCAGUCGCCCAGGGGAAUCGAGACCUAUGGGACGUGCAAACUGGGAAACUUUGGGAAAUGUUAUAUUUCCGGACGCAUGCGCGACGAGGUUGCCCUUGGUGUUGGUGUUGAUAUCAACAAUCGCAUCCCAGGCGGGGGGGUGGGAAUGACCACCAAGGAAGGCGAUCCGCCACUGGAGGAUGUGUACAAGCGGUGGAAGGAGGGUUACGCAGUGGACGACUUCCGGAAUCAAAAAAAGUCCCACCGUCCGUACUCGGCCAUAGACGAGCUCUUCGCCCUUGGAGCUAUUCUCUACCGUAUGAUGACGGGCCGACGCUUGCCAGGCCCCGAUGCGUGUGAGUUUUGCCCGUGCAACCAUAUCAACAACGAGCAAGGGUGCAGCCAUGUGUGCACGCCAGAUGUGGAUUUGAACAAGCUUUUCCCGACCUCCAGCAAGUACAGCGAGGAUCUGCGGGAGGUCGUGCGCCGCCUUCUGGCUGUACCGGGGGGCACAGUGCAUGCCGUGGAAGAUUACGAAUGGGCUUGGGAGCGAUACCAGUACUGGAAGGAGGACACGCCGGACGGUAAGAUCUAUAGAGAUGAACUCGACAACAAAAUAUUUUGUCUCGAUAACGAGAAGAGACGGAAGGAGGCCGAGUGGAAGAGCCAAGAGAUAGGAGCGGGUGCGGCGUGA
Phialemonium atrogriseum is the source of this 1215-nucleotide messenger RNA. RefSeq names its product putative g2-specific serine threonine protein kinase. The record is from RefSeq and is a predicted model, not a curated record. The transcript has 2 exons. Bases 1 to 1215 code for a protein of 404 amino acids. Gene Ontology annotation, molecular function: ATP binding; protein serine/threonine kinase activity. Gene Ontology annotation, biological process: protein phosphorylation. NCBI's taxonomy places the organism in Eukaryota, Fungi, Ascomycota, Sordariomycetes, Cephalothecales, Cephalothecaceae.